AAUUUGGAAGUUUAAUAAGGGAAGGACGUAGUAUACGAUAUUCGUUCACAGUGGUACGAACUGGGUCAGAUCCGUAUAGGCAGAACCCAGAGGCCUCUCACGUGGAGUCUCCAGUCAUCUUCCCCGGCCUGCUCCGAUCAACCAGCUGAGCGAAUACCACAUAUAUAAUAAAAAAUAGAAAAUCGCAGGGGCACGAGCCCCUCCAAGCCCCUUACGUAAGUUCCGCCCCUGUCUGUGUUGGGUUCAUUCUGAUCUCGUAGCGCAUUCUGUUUCCUUUUAUCUCGCAAGCGUGUAAUAAUGGCAGCAAUGGACAAGCAGAAUACUUUGGAUUACAUCAAUCAGAUGUUUCCUACAGAAGCAUCUUUAUCUGGAGUUGAGCCACUAAUGCAGACUGUACAUAGUGAAAUUCGUAGGGUAGAUGCUGAGAUAUUAUCUGCUGUUCGUCAACAGAGUCAUUCUGGAUCCAAAGCUAGGGAGGAUCUCGCUGCUGCUACACAAGCUGUGCAGGAACUAAUGUAUAAGAUUCGAGAAAUCAAAACUAAAGCAGAGCAAAGUGAAACAAUGGUCCAAGAAAUAUGCCGUGAUAUUAAAAAAUUGGAUUUUGCAAAGAAGCAUAUAACAACAACAAUUACUGCACUUCACCGCCUCACAAUGCUAGUUUCUGCUGUGGAACAACUUCAAGGAAUGGCCUCGAAACGUCAAUACAAAAAGGCUGCUGCACAGCUAGAGGCUGUGAACCAGUUGUGUAGUCAUUUCGAAGCAUAUAGGGACAUUCCCAAGAUUACUGAGCUUAGGGAGAAGUUCAAAAGUAUCAAACAAGUCCUUAAAUCUCAUGUGUUCUCUGACUUCUCCAGCCUAGGGACAGGGAAGGAGACGGAAGAAAGUAAUUUGCUGCAGCAAUUAUCAGAUGCGUGCUUAGUAGUUGAUUCUCUUGAGCCAUCCGUGAGAGAAGAACUGGUGAAGAAUUUUUGUAGCAGAGAGCUCAACUCCUACCAACAAAUAUUUGAAGGAGCCGAACUAGCAAAGCUAGACAAGACUGAAAGGAGAUAUGCUUGGAUAAAGCGUCGUUUGAGAACAAAUGAGGAGAUCUGGAAAAUAUUUCCCCUUUCUUGGCGUGUUGAUUAUUUGCUUUGCAUCCAGUUCUGCAAGUUGACAAGAUCACAACUUGUUGAGAUCCUUGGCAACCUUAAAGAAAAACCUGAUGUUUCAACACUGUUGGUGGCUUUACAGCGGACAUUGGAAUUUGAGGAAGAGUUAGCAGAGAAAUUUGGCAGUGGCAGCCGUAGCAAAGAAUCAUAUAAUGCCGAGGAUAUAGAUAGACUUGGACAGAACAGUCAGACAGUUUCGGACAUUCGAAAAAAAUAUGAGAAAAGGCUUGCUGCACAUCAUAAAAGUGAAAACGAUGAGCAUGAUGUACACAAAGAUUUAUCAGUACCUGGAGCUGGGUUCAAUUUCCGUGGGAUCAUUUCAUCUUGCUUUGAACCUCACUUGAUUGUAUAUGUUGAGUUGGAAGAGAAGACAUUGAUGGAGAGCCUAGAGAAACAAAUGCAGGAGGAGACCUGGGAAAUUGAUGAGGGAAGUCAGACUAAUAUAUUAUCCAGUGGCAUUCAGGUUUUUGCCAUUAUCAAGAGAAGCUUGAAGCGCUGCGGUGCUUUGACAAAAAACGAAACAUUAUUUAAUUUGUUCAAGGUAUUUCAAAAAAUACUUAAAGCAUAUGCGACAAAGCUGUUUGCUAGGUUGCCAAAGGGUGGUACAGGAAUUGUAGCUGCAGCAACAGGCAUAGAUGGACAAAUAAAGACGUCUGACAAGGAUGAAAGGGUCAUUUGUUAUAUCGUAAACACAGCUGAAUAUUGCCACAAAACGUCUGGCGAGUUGGCGGAUAAUGUGUCCAAAAUUAUUGAUCAUCAAUUUGUGGAUAAGGUGGAUAUGUCUGAAGUGCAGGAUGAAUUUUCCGUAGUUAUCACAAAGUCUUUGAUGACAUUAGUACAUGGUUUAGAAACAAAAUUUGACACGGAAAUGCUUGCAAUGACUCGCGUUCCUUGGGGUACACUUGAAAGUGUUGGGGAUCAAUCAGAGUAUGUCAAUGGCAUAAAUACUAUCCUCACAAGUAGCAUCCCUGUCCUUGGGAACCUUUUAACUCCCAUUUACUUCCAGUUUUUUCUAGAUAAGCUGGCAUCGUCUCUUGGCCCGCGCUUCUACCUCAAUAUAUUCAAAUGCAAGCAAAUAUCAGAAACUGGAGCACAACAAAUGUUGCUGGAUACUCAAGCCGUAAAGACUAUUCUUUUGGAAAUUCCUUCUCUUGCCAAACAAACAUCAGGAGCUGCUGGAUAUUCAAAAUUUGUAAGUCGUGAGAUGAGCAAAGCUGAAGCAUUGUUGAAGGUUAUAUUGUCCCCAUUUGACUCCGUAGCUGAUACUUAUUGCGCACUUCUGCCAGAAGGAACACCUACAGAGUUUCAGCGAAUACUGGAGCUUAAGGGACUGAAGAAAUCUGACCAGCAAAGCAUACUAGACGAUUUCAACAAAAGGGGGACAGAGAUGGGUCAGCAGACUAUGGUUGCCCCUCCAGCUGCCCCAAGCACCACAUCGUCUUCAAUUGUAGUAGCACCUGCUAUAAAUAAUAACACGGUUGCACCAGCAGUGUCUAUCUCAUCAAGAGAGGAUGUGCUAACCAGAGCAGCUGCGCUUGGAAGAGGUGCAGCCACAACUGGGUUUAAAAGGUUCCUUGCCUUGACUGAAGCUGCCAAAGAUCGAAAAGACGGCCCCUUCAGGAAGCUUUUCAAUGCCUGAAAACGCUCUUUCUUUUUUGGGGUUCGCUUCUCUUACUCUCUCGCUCACCCAAUCCUCACCCAAUCCUGCCAGAUUAUUUAUUGUACACUAAAGUUUCAAAUAUUGUUUGCACAUGAUAUGACAUAAGCUCGUCCGUAGUGGUUUUGGAGAUUUUCUGUAUAUUAAUAUCGAGUUGAGAUCCAUGAGUUAAAUUCAAACAUGCGAUUGAUAAUUGUAGAUCAUUUUUAAAUUUUGUGAG
Messenger RNA from Cuscuta europaea, 3025 nucleotides. Lineage: Eukaryota; Viridiplantae; Streptophyta; Magnoliopsida; Solanales; Convolvulaceae. The record is from the annotation of a GenBank genome assembly.